This is a messenger RNA of Lethenteron reissneri (Far Eastern brook lamprey), 3207 nucleotides long. RefSeq names its product UBX domain protein 1 (gene UBXN1). Gene Ontology annotation, molecular function: K48-linked polyubiquitin modification-dependent protein binding. Gene Ontology annotation, cellular component: cytoplasm; nucleus. Lineage: Eukaryota; Metazoa; Chordata; Hyperoartia; Petromyzontiformes; Petromyzontidae. Gene Ontology annotation, biological process: negative regulation of proteasomal ubiquitin-dependent protein catabolic process; negative regulation of protein ubiquitination; negative regulation of protein K48-linked deubiquitination. The record is from RefSeq and is a predicted model, not a curated record.
GGCGGGGGACAGGUAUGGCGACGCUGCCGGGGAGCCGCUGCACGAACUCUCGCACUCCCGCGCCGAGUCCCGGAACAUGACCGCGCUCACACCUGCGCGCAGGUAGACUCAGCCUCAAACGAGUACCUGGUGCGGUGCGUAAACAUCGCCGCGAGGGAGACAAAGACGGCCGGGCGUGCUUCUGGCCAACCCCAACCCCCGUCGUACGUGCCGUGCCGACCCUCAUCGCAGGGCCUAGCAGCGUGUUGGACUGCACCCCCGCCCCCCGGGGUGGGCGCUGAGAUCCCGGCACCAUGUGUGACACCACGUCCCUCGACAGCCUCAUGGAGAUGGGGUUCCCCAGGAACCGCGCAGAGAAAGCGCUGGCGGUGACCGGAAACCAAGGAGUGAAUCUCGCCAUGGACUGGCUGUUUGAGCACUCGGAGGACGCGGACAUCGACGAGCCGUACGUUCCGCCCCAGGGGAAUGUCGUGGACCCCGCGGCGGCGGCCACGCCGCCCACACUCAGCCUGUCCACCGAGUCGGCACUCGCCGCCCAGCGCCAAGAGGGGGACGGGGAUCCCGGAGAGUCCGAGGACGGUGCCGAGGGACAGGAGCCUAAGAAGAUGCUCACCGAGGAGGAGCGCCAGCAGCAGCUGCAGAGACUCGAAGAGAAGCUGCGGCAGAAGCGUCUGGAGCGCGAGGAGAAGGAGCGGCAGGAGGAGAUCGAGCGCGAGAAGCAGCGGCGCAAGCACGGCCAGGAGCUGGCGAGCAUCCGCACGCGCAUGCAGGAGGAGGAGAUGCGCAAGCUGGUGGAGGAGCGAAAGCGCGAGAAGGACGAGGAGAGGAUGGCGAAGGAGCGAGUGCGGGAGAAGAUCGCUCGCGACAGGGAAGAGAGAGCUAGGAAGUUCGGAGAGACGACUGGAGCGGAGGCGGUCCCCGCUGCGGGGACUGCAGCGCCCCCUGCCACCAGCGAGCCACCCACCUCGACCACCGCCACCACCUCCCCCCCCAAGCGUGACUACGAUCAGUGCCGCAUACAGGUUCGCAUGCCGGACGGCAGCCAGCUGAUGCAGUCGUUCGCGGCCAAGGAGACGCUGGCGGCGGUGCGGCUCUUUGUGGAGCUGCACCGUCAGGACGAGGCGACCCCCUUCGUGCUGCUCACCAAUUUCCCGCGGAGGCUGUUCGGCGACGAAGACAUGGAGAAGCCCCUCUCCGAGCUUGGGUUGGUUCCAUCUGCUGUGCUGAUUAUGACCAAGCGUUAGUGAGGACUGCUUUUUUGUCUCUCGAGUCUUAACGCACCCUGUCCAGCCGUACUCCACGUUACAACCCCAUUCAGUCCCAACAAACCCGCACACAUCAUGAUACCCACAUAUACAACGCAGGGCCCACACACACAUAUCCACAAACGUGAAUAUACUCACAUUCACCGACAGGCUCUACACAUUACGUCUACACAUGCUGUCUACACCUCUGUAUAUCCCACACGCGUACCCAUCCACAACAACAACAACGGCCGCCAUUCGACACUCAGUGACGGUGACAUGACCACAGCGCUUGGUAUUGGCUCGUUGCACUUUGAGGCCAUGUGAAUUGUGUCCCAUGGCUCAACGGUAGGAGGUCUCGGGGCAGACCUCAAUCAAGAUCCAGAUAAUUUGUUUAACACACACACAUACAUUCCCUUGCACCUGCACAUAUCUCAAUACACCCCACUAAACACCACAUACGCACACCCUACACACAACCCUAUCUAAUAAUUGCAUGGGUUUGUGAAUCUGGCUGCCCAUGUGACUAUCGAAAUUUCUCCGUGCUGCACUGAUCACUACUCCCAAGUUUUACCUUUAAAAAAAUUGGGGCUUUAAAAAAGAAAUUUGUGCUGAGUUUUGAGAUAUUUUUUUGAGGUUAUUUUCAGCUGACGCUUUUUUCACAAGUGGCGACAAAACGUCUCCUCCCCCCACCAGAGUCAACAGAGGUCACGUCUUCCAUGGCUUGGGCAGAGGGGGCGGCGUUCGUUGUGGGAAGCGGGGUGUGAGGGAGAGCAGGGACCUCUACGGUUGGCACCUCCUGAAUGACAAAAUAGCCAGAACUCGCAGGAAUAAGAAUAUCGUGUUGUGUCAGAAUAGUGGAGAACUACACGGAGAUGCAUCGUCUAAAACGGUGGUUUUUUUUAUGCGAGUGACAAAAACCGGGACAUUUAAUGUCAAUGUGGGAAGCCUCGGAGAUAUUCGCAGGACAGCGACCAACAAAAAAGGCAUGUCCUGGGAAAACCGGGACAGGUGGCAACCUCAGAAGGGUAAAUAUAAGCGAGUGUAAUGGAGAGGGGGGUGGUGGAAGCUGGGGUUAUGCGAUCGAUGGCGAGGUACACAGCCACGUGUCUGCUCGAGCCACUCUGUGAUACAUCACCUGCAUGCCGAGUUUUAUCCCAAGGAGUUUUUAUUUUCUUUUCUCGUUGAUGGAAAGUUUCUUUAUAUAUAUAAAAAAACACUGAGCUCGUGGGGUACAGUGUUUACGCUGAUGCGAGGUGCUCACAUGAAACGCGAAUUGGAAUGCGCAUUCAACGCGGCGCGACUAAGUUAAUGGGAUACGAGAGCGGCACUGCUGACUCGGUCAUUCCAGAAUCUAUUCAUCUUCGGCAUCGCGUGUGCAUCGGGCUCGUUUGCAUCGGUGUCCUUCAACCUUGGUGAUGCCGCGGUGAUUAAUUUGGCUUCAUCAAGUGUACCGAGUUGCUGCUCGGUAAACAAUUAUUACAUUCAAAAAGCCCAUUAUUAAAUCCGGUUUUGCAUUUUACUUUUACUAAAUUCAAGCUCGGAAAACUAUCAAUUUGACCGUCGUGAAAUGAACGUUACUAUCGGUGGCAGGGCGGGUUGGAAAGUGCGUCGGGUAGCUCAGAUAUCCGCUUCCCGCAGGUCGGUGGUGCCUCGCAUGAAGAGUCGCACAGCUCUGCCAGAGCCCAAAAUUGAGCAUCCGGAUUCAAAUUGGGAAGAUUUUUUCUUGCAAUCAUUGCAGGCUGGUAGCAUUAUGCCCAAUGUUUUGUUUAGUCUUACGUAACCCGCCAUACAAUGUGAGAAAUGUUCAUUCGCUUGCCGCAUUAACACAACCGGUUGAACAACGCCGAUUUAAAUGACCGUGAUCCUCGUCCUCGUACCCCUGCCAUCAUGAACAAUGUGUGCAGCCGGUGGCGAUGGUGAACUCCAUCAUGGAGCAAUUAAAGUUUUUAAUGAGAAGCGA